Messenger RNA from Cylas formicarius (sweet potato weevil), 3114 nucleotides. It is a transcript of the gene INTS7, whose product is annotated as integrator complex subunit 7. The coding region runs from base 137 to 3007 and encodes 956 amino acids. The transcript is spliced from 11 exons. Gene Ontology annotation, cellular component: integrator complex. Lineage: Eukaryota; Metazoa; Arthropoda; Insecta; Coleoptera; Brentidae. The record is from RefSeq and is a predicted model, not a curated record. Gene Ontology annotation, biological process: snRNA 3'-end processing.
UAUAGGAGAAAAGAUGGUUUUCUUCGUAGUCGUGGCCGAACGAUCCUCGCGUGUUUCCGAUAACUAAGAAGAAGAAGAAUCGGCAUUGCCAGACUGUCAUUGAUAGCAAUGUUUUGUUGACAUUCGUGGGUGGAAGAUGUUAGGUGUGCGUGUGACCAGUUUUAACGAAAACCUGGGGGAACCUGAACAGGAUGCGAAUUCUGCGCUUACGGAACUGGAUAAAGGCUUGAGGUCGGGAAAGGUGGGCGAACAGUGCGAGGCCAUAGUCAGGUUUCCGAAAUUAUUCGAAAAGUACCCGUUUCCGAUUCUGAUAAACGCGUCGUUAUUGAAAUUGGCCGAUGUAUUUCGCAUGGGCAAUAAUUUUCUGCGGCUAUGCGUUCUGAGAGUGUGCCAGCAGAGCGAAAAACACCUAGACAAAAUAUCAAACGUCGACGAGUUCGUCAGAAGGAUAUACAGCGUCAUUCAUAGCAACGACCCGAUCGCUCGGGCCGUCACUCUAAGGACUUUCGGCGCGGUAGCCGCUAUUAUUCCUGAACGGCAACAGAUUCACCACAGCAUUAGGGGGAGCUUGGAUUCUCACGACAACGUCGAAGUGGAAGCUGCAAUUUACGCCGCUAUCCAGUUUGCAGCUCAAUCAAAGACGUUUGCCGUGAGUAUGUGCAACAAGGUGUCCGACAUGAUACAAAGACAAGCUACGACUGCUAACAUGAAGCUGCAAUUGAUACCGAUCUUGCAAUAUAUGCAUCACGACACCAAUACAGCUGCCAUGGUACGAACUUUGUGUUUGAACCUGUUGCCAAGCUAUCCAGCUCAAGAUUUCGUUUUGGUUACCCUAAACACCUUGACCAAACUGGCGGCCACUACCCUAGUUGACAUUCCCAGUCAGGUGACUUUGUUGCUGAAAUACUUGAAAAACGACCCGCGUUGGGAAGUCAAGUUGAAGGCUCUCGAACAUUUGUACGAGUUGGCGCGUCCGGGGGCGCACCUGUGGCCGCCAGGGGCCGUCGACGAGAUCAUAGAGUACGACGCCGCCGACGUUGUCAAAUCCAGGCCGUUGAGCGCAUGCGUUUUUAUACAGGUGCUAGUCGAGUCGCCGAAAGUGUGUUACCAUCACCGACACGCCGGCUCCAAGUUGCGGGAACUCUGCUCGAAGCAUUCGUACUCGAUGGAGGCGGGAAUCGCCGCCCGCGCCAUACAGAUCGUCACCCAAAUCUUGUGUUGUUGUUUCGAUGAACGCCUCGACGUCGACGACGCCGAGGACGUCAUCGUCGCAAUCGAAACGCUGAUACUGGUGCUCACGUUCGGUGAUCGCGGCUGCUCGAAGGACCUGAAAGCCGCCCUAAAGUGCGCGGUGAGGCUGUGCAAGGCGGAGCCGCACUACUGUCAGACGUUCGUUGAACUUCUCGGUUCUAGGUUGACGGACGUUAACGAUUACACGAUCGUGGUCUGCGAAGCCCUGGGGGCCAUCGGCAGUCUCGAACCCGAAACGCUGCUGCCUCUGAUGGACGUGACGCUGAGACUGCUGACCGCCGCUGGCUCGCUGAGCGAUGACGUUCAGACGCGUACCAAAAUCAUGCUGUGCACGCUGCUGUUUCAGAUGAUGUCGGGCCGUGGAUGGACCCGCGAGGCCGAGACCGCGGUGCUGGCCGCGGCCUCGGCCGACAACAAGCUGUGGGCGAAUUACUGCAUAGCCCGGGCCGCGAUACGUUACGGCCACCACCAAAUUGCCCACCUCGUCUUCAAACAACUGACCGAGCAAGUCAGCUCAGAGCAUUUUCACUUUUGGCUCGCGUGCCUGCGAGAGAUGUGCCGGGCCGAGGCCCUGCUAUCCAGCGACGAAUCCGCCCCUCUUGUCACGAGACUAGACAAAGCGAUCAUCCACUACAACAAGGCGGUGGCGGCCCUCAAAGCGGCCAGCACCCCUUCCCAUAAUCUCGCGUUUCAGACGGAGUACAUGAAAAUCCGCGUCGAAUUCCUACAGUGCCUCGCGCAGCUCAUCUACACGUGCAACAUCCUGUGCAUAGUGCCGCCGCCCGCGAUCGCGGCCACCAUAGUGCAGAAUACGCGGGACGAGCAUCAACGCCACGGCUACAUCACCAACCAGCUGCGCAAGUGCGCGAAAGAGUUCAAGAACUGUGGCGACCUGCACUGGAGGCUCUACCAGACGGCGUUCGACGCUGACCCCGCCACUCUCGAGAACAUGCAAAUACUGCAGCAAAUGUGCGUACUGACUGAGCAGUGUGUCGAGUGUGUGGGCACGGGCGGUGCCCGCAUCCGCGACGGCCCCAUGGAAUUCGGCGGCACCAGGUCCGUCCGGCUAGAGUCGCGGCCGCUGGUGAAGGGGUGCGCGGACGCGCAAGCGGUCGCUCAGCACCUGCUGGAAGACUCAACUGUGGCCACGAUCACGCACAAACAAGCGGAGGUGCUGAAAAAGAUUGCCGAAGUGCUGGCUAGCGCGCCGCUACCGAUCCCGAGGUACUUUUUCCAAGUGUUGCAGUCGACCAGUGUGAAACUAGCGAUCUCGCCGCAGCCGCGCGUGCUUGGCGAGUUUAUCAGCGUGCAGGCGGGCUCCCAGCUCGCCGUCAAGGUGGAAGGCGUGAUCCAGCACGGCAUGAAGGCCGGACUAUUCCGAAGGAUCCAGGAGGUCGUCAUCGCCGUCACGUCGCAGUUGCAAAGCGGCAGCAAGAACAAGGAGGCCAUCGAUGCCAAGGCGCUGGAGCAGGUGUCGGUGUUGUCUCAAACCGUCAGUCCGCACAAGGACUUUUUCUCGGCGCAGUUCCUGCUCGCGUUCCCUAGGGGCGGCCAGUACUCGCUGGCAGUCGAGGCGUCGGUCGUCGACGAGCAGGGAAACGCCUGGAAAACGGGUCCCAAGUCGUCGUUAACGGUCAAAGUUCCGGACGAGCAGAAACUCGCUCCGAUUACGGUCCCCGGCAUGGCCAACAACUCGAACGUAAUUUUGAUGCCCGAGGACAAUCUGUUCGCCAGGCCCGCGCAGAAGAAGCAGUAAAUAAACCAUCGUUGGUAAAAAAUAGUCUUUUAUUGUUUGAAAAAUGUACAAAAAUAACAAGCCCCCAGCAAAAAAAUAAAAAAUAAAACAACAACAAAUUAGCCUAA